This is a messenger RNA of Gymnodraco acuticeps, 1406 nucleotides long. Its product is annotated as protein furry homolog-like. Gene Ontology annotation, biological process: neuron projection development; cell morphogenesis. The record is from RefSeq and is a predicted model, not a curated record. The transcript is spliced from 11 exons. The annotation marks the transcript as partial. Gene Ontology annotation, cellular component: cell cortex; site of polarized growth. Lineage: Eukaryota; Metazoa; Chordata; Actinopteri; Perciformes; Bathydraconidae.
CCUCUGCCCCCGUCAGCAGUGUGAAUAGACGGCGCCCCCCCCCCUCGGUGCCCCCCCUCCUCUGGGAGAAACACAGCAGCACAGCCGCCAUGUCGAGCAUCACCAUCGACCCCGAGCUGAAGCCCGGAGAGUUCGUCAUCAAGAGUCUGUUCGCCGAGUUCGCCGUGCUGGCGGAGAAGAAGAUCGAUAUGGUGAUGGCCGAGCCGCUGGAGAAGCCUCUGUCCCGCUCGCUGCAGAGAGGGGAAGACGCUCAGUUUGAUCAGUUAAUCAGCUCUAUGAGCUCCAUAGCAGAGCACUGCCUGCCCUCUCUGCUCAGGACUCUGUUCGACUGGUACAGGAGGCAGAGCGGCACGGAGGACGAGUCCUACGAGUACAGACCCAGGUCCAGCACCAAGUCCAAGGGAGACGAGCUGCAUCGGGACAAAGACUUCCUGCUGGAGCGGAGGGAUUUAGCCAUAGAUUUCAUUUUUUGUUUAGUGUCUGUAGAAGUUCUGAAGCAGAUUCCUCUUCACCCAGUGCCAGAUGUUCUCGUACAUGAAGUCCUCCACCUGGCGUUCAAGCACUUUAAACACAAAGAGGGGUACUGCGGCCCCAACACUGGGAAUGUUCACAUCAUCGCAGACCUUUACGCCGAGGUCAUCGGAAUCCUCACUCAGUCAAAGUUCCAGGCGGUGAGGAAGAAGUUCAUCACGGAGCUGAAGGAGCUGCGUCAGAAGGAGCAGAGUCCGUACGUGGUGCAGAGCAUCAUCAGCCUCAUCAUGGGCAUGAAGUUCUUCAGGGUCAAGAUGUACCCGGUGGAGGAGUUCGAGGCCUCCUUCCAGUUCAUGCAGGAGUGUGCUCAGUACUUCCUGGAGGUGAAGGAUAAGGACAUAAAGCACGCUCUCGCUGGACUCUUUGUGGAGAUCCUCAUCCCGGUGGCAGCGGCGGUGAAGAACGAGGUGAACGUGCCGUGCCUAAAGAACUUCGUGGAGAUGUUGUACCAGACGACCUUCGACCUGAGCUCCAGAAAGAAGCACUCGCUGGCUCUCUACCCACUGGUGACCUGCCUCCUGUGUGUCAGUCAGAAACAGUUCUUCCUCAACAACUGGCACAUCUUCCUGCAGAACUGCCUGUCGCACCUCAAGUUUUUCUUUAACGUGCAUGUGUCCCCCCUCCACCUCCACUCUGUCUCCUCUCACGGCGCCUCGCUGCAGAUGCCGUCUAACAACAGCAUCCGAAAGCAGAUCGAGACGCUGCAGGUGAGUGCCGCGCUGCACCUGAACGCAGCGCUGGGUCCCUGGUGCAUCAUGGGUAGUGAGUGUGUGUGUGUGUGUGCGCAUAGGAAGCUGAGAGGUCGCUGGGCGGUUCAUGAUAAACAGAUUAUAGCUGGUUGUGCUUUCUUCCCGUCAACUCCUGUCCUGGUUUGA